This is a messenger RNA of Lichtheimia ornata, 1101 nucleotides long. RefSeq lists its product as uncharacterized. Bases 1 to 1101 code for a protein of 366 amino acids. The transcript is spliced from 6 exons. Gene Ontology annotation, biological process: activation of GTPase activity. Gene Ontology annotation, molecular function: GTPase activator activity. Lineage: Eukaryota; Fungi; Mucoromycota; Mucoromycetes; Mucorales; Lichtheimiaceae. The record is from RefSeq and is a predicted model, not a curated record.
AUGCCACCCCUAUUGACGGUGCAAGAGCAGUUCUCCAAAGUUCUGAAUCGACGUCAUGUUACAAAAGAAGAGGCGGAUAGCAGCUUGAAUGAAUUACGAUGGUUGGUGUUAACCUAUCCAUGUCCUUCUGAGCUUAGGGGAUGGAUUUGGAAAGUGUUUUUGAAACUUGAAGUGUCAGCAUCAUGUUACAUCAGCCUCGUCCAUCGUGGUGCAAGUUCAAGGGAUGCUGAGAUUCGUAACGACACCUCGAGAACCAUGACAACCGAUACCACCUUUAUUGAGCACGUAUCAGAGGAUAUGCUUAUUCGGAUCUUGAAUGCUUUUGUUUGGAUCAGCGAUCAAAAUGGACGUUUAGGAGAUACAUCCGAGGAAUUGCAUCUAAGAACAAGUUUACAUCGUGGCGCCACGGGUGAGCUCGCCUAUGUCCAAGGCAUGAAUGUAUUGGCAGCACCAUUCCUCACAGUACUGCCUGAAAUGGAAGCCUUUUAUGCUUUUUCCAGACUCCUAUGGCAUUGGUGUCCAUUGUACGUAAGAUCCACGCUCAAAGGGGUACAUUGUGGUCUCAAGCUUGUGGAUAUGUGCUUACGCACAUUGGAUCCUGAACUUUAUGGAUACUUGUUAGGAAAAGGGUUAUCAGCAAGCAUGUACGCUUUCCCAUCUGUAUUGACAUUCUCGGCAUGUACACCACCUCUAUCUGAGCUAUUACGAUUAUGGGAUGUCAUGUUUGCAUUUGGCUUUCAUCUCAACAUUUUGUUUAUCAUUUCUCAAUUGGCUCUUGUUCGUGAUGAAAUUAUGGCAACUUCAAGCCCCAUGAAAAUCCUACGCAAGCUACCCUCACUCAAGGCUGAUGCGAUCAUCCCGUUAGCAUUGGCAUCCCAUAAGAAGCUUCCACCCAACCUCUUUGAUCUACUGGUACGACACUUGUAUGACGAGACAGUGGCGGAUGAAUUGGGCGUCGAGGUGACAGCAAUAUCACAAGCCAGAGAUCGUAGGGCUUUACCUGCUUUCAUGGCUGAAGCACGUAAUCUUUCCAUCCCACAGCUUUCAAGUAGUAGCACUUCUUCGGGUAGCAGUAGCAGUGGUAGCAAUAGUGGCACGUGA